Messenger RNA from Cladophialophora psammophila CBS 110553, 246 nucleotides. RefSeq lists its product as uncharacterized. Bases 1 to 246 code for a protein of 81 amino acids. NCBI's taxonomy places the organism in Eukaryota, Fungi, Ascomycota, Eurotiomycetes, Chaetothyriales, Herpotrichiellaceae. The record is from RefSeq and is a predicted model, not a curated record. The transcript has a single exon.
AUGUCCUCUACGGGCCGUUCAUCUGUCUCCUCCAAUGCUUCUGCAUCCUCCAUCCCUGAACCCUCACCUCGCCAAGUCUCGUCAAUCUGCUAUCCCAAGGGCAAAUGGUACGACUGCCUUCGUCCAACUACCACACCAUACGCAGGAUUUGGCAACAUGACCAACUUCGCCAGCAUGUCUGGCAAGGAAUCUUCUGACGAGGCUGGAGAGAAUUGGACGAGGGAAGUGUAUGGCAAGAUGAAGUAA